Messenger RNA from Leucoraja erinaceus (little skate), 1500 nucleotides. Its product is annotated as betaine--homocysteine S-methyltransferase 1-like. The record is from RefSeq and is a predicted model, not a curated record. Lineage: Eukaryota; Metazoa; Chordata; Chondrichthyes; Rajiformes; Rajidae. Gene Ontology annotation, molecular function: betaine-homocysteine S-methyltransferase activity.
AUGGGAGUGGUCCAUCAGCCCACCAAUGGGCGGGCGGGAAUGUGCAACACCCACCGUCCAUGUGGGGUGAUGCUGAGUCCCGGGCCGGUGGACGCUCGCUAUAAGAUGUGCGAGGUUGGCGGGUGUCUGCAGGCGCUCUGUCCAGGUGCAAGCGGAAUUGAAAGCGCAGCGACAGCAGGAACAGCAGAAGCAGACGAGAUGCAGCCAGUGAGGAAGGACAAAAAGAACGCGCCGCACAGAGGACUUCUGGAACGUUUAGCGUCCGGGGAGAUCAUUAUUGGAGAUGGGGGAUUUGUUUUUGCACUUGAGAAGAGAGGAUAUGUCAAAGCUGGUCCUUGGACUCCAGAAGCAACAGUGGAACAUCCAGAGGCAGUGAGGCAGCUGCAUCGUGAAUUCCUCCGAGCAGGUUCCACAGUCAUGCAGACAUUCACUUUUUAUGCAAGUGAUGACAAGUUGAUGAACAGAGGGAAUUAUGUGCAACAAAAGAUUUCAGGCAACAAGGUGAAUGAAGCUGCGUGUGACAUUGCUAGGGAGGUGGCCAAUGAAGGCGAUGCCCUAGUUGCUGGUGGAGUCAGCCAAACACCUUCCUACCUGAGCAACAAAAGUGAGACUUUAGUUAAGGCCAUCUUCAGAAAGCAGCUGGAUGUUUUUGUCAAGAAGAAUGUCGACUUCCUUAUUGCUGAGUACUUUGAACAUGUAGAGGAGGCGGAAUGGGCAGUUCAUGUUAUGAAGGAGUCUGGCAAAGCUGUCGCUGCCACAUUGUGCAUUGGCCCAGAAGGUGAUAUGGCCGGGGUAUCAGCUGGGGACUGUGCUGUCCGACUUGUAAAAGCAGGUGCUGACAUCGUUGGAGUGAACUGCCAUUUUGACCCAGCCACUUGCCUUAAAACAGUGAAACUUAUGAAGGAAGGAUUGGAAGCUGCAAAACUAAAGGCACACUUGAUGGUGCAGCCUCUUGCCUUUCAUACACCUGACUGCAGCAAGCAGGGAUUCAUUGAUCUACCAGAGUUUCCAUUUGCUCUGGAACCACGAAUUGCCACCAGAUGGGACAUGCAUAAAUAUGCAAGGAAUGCGUAUGAUCUGGGCAUCAGAUACAUUGGUGGCUGCUGUGGCUUUGAGCCUUAUCACAUUCGGGCCAUUGCAGAAGAAUUGGCAACUGAGAGGGGCUUCCUGCCAGCAGGUUCAGAGAAACAUGAUGCCUGGGGCAGUUGUCUUGCCAUGCACACAAAGCCAUGGGUGCGAGCAAGAGCUCAGCGGGCAUAUUGGGAGAAAAUGUUGCCUGCCACUGGCCUACCAUAUUCACCUUCCUUCUCAAAGCCAGACAGCUGGGGUGUGACCAAAGGAGAUGAAGUGCUCAUUCAACAAGUUGAAGUGACAUCUAAUGAUCAACUGAAAGAGAUGUUUGAGAAGCAGAAGAGAUUUGCUGGAAUCGUAGCAUAAUUUUUACUCUGUAAUAACCAAAAGACCAAAUAAGCAAAUAAAAGCUUGACCCGGUGAAUGUCA